UCUCGCACAGUGCAGUGGAAGCUUGAAAAUUUUCGAAAACAUUGGACUGAACUCACUAAAGAAAAGCGGAACGACCCUUGGAAAAAAUCUCACAGGAAGACUUCUUGGUUAUUGUCAUUGUUUUUUAUGCCGUGGAAAGAUUGCUUGGAUUAGUCUUUGUGGAAACUGCGAAUAUAUAUCGGUUUGAGUGUUAGCGGCACUGCGAUCAUUUAGAUAAAAGUUGUAGCCAGAGUUGUAAAAGGGAUCUUGACUUGUGAAUCAGCCAAUGCACAUCUGCUGUGGAACAAUCCUUUGCGAGUUCCACACGCUCUACCUGUUGAUUAUCUGGUUAUUUUGUGAUUGUAUUGAGAGUUUAUAUUUGUAUUGUAUAUAAUCGUGGGGGAACGCACAAUUUGUUGAACGCUGUUCCGUCCUUCGAGCAUAGUUAGCUAUAACAUUGCUCGUCCUGGGGAGAACGUGUAAACAAGCAUCUCUGUGAUAGUUUUGUACAGUUGUUGCAGUAUUAAAUUUUGGUAUUCCUGGGUAUUUGUGAUAAAUAUUCCAAGGACAAUCAUGCCGGUUACGAACCAAGGACAGUCUUCUCAGUUUCGGCAGCAAGUGCCCUCCAGUGUGCAGAAUCAGUUGCACCAGCAGGCGUCACAACAUGGAAGGUCUAAUAGUGGGUCUCCAGUGGUGCGUAACCGUGGGCCGGGAGUGGGCAACUCCAAUGUAGGAUCGGCUCCAGGCAGCACGGGACCCGCGGCGGCACCUGUGUCAGGCAUGCAGCAUCUCUCUUUGUCUGCUGAGCAUGAGACUCUGGCUACGUCAUCGGGAAAUCAAGCGGAAGGAAACGGAGACUGGCGUAAUAAUUUGAAACUGCCUCCUCCGGACACGCGCUGCAAAACUGAAGAUGUUACGGCUACAUUGGGCUUGGAAUUUGAAGAUAUGAUGUUGAAAAGGGAGUUGCUAAUGGGGAUAUUUGAAAUGGGCUGGGAGCGUCCGAGCCCCAUUCAAGAGCAGACCAUUCCGGUUGCGACGGAUGGUAGUGGUGUGGAUAUAUUGGCUCGUGCAAAAAAUGGGACGGGAAAAACUGGAGCGUAUUUGAUUCCCGUACUGCAAAAUAUUGAUACUAAUGUGGACAGAAUUCAAGCUUUGGUGAUUGUGCCAACUCGAGAACUGGCAUUACAGACAUCUGCCAUUUGUAUGGAAAUUGGAAAACACCUAAAUGUCAAGGUUAUGGUAUCAACAGGAGGAACUAGUUUAAGAGACGAUAUUCUGAGAUUGCAAGGAACAGUUCACAUUGUUGUGGCGUCACCUGGGCGCAUUCUGGAUCUUAUGGAUAAAGGAGUGGCAAAGAUGGAUGCCUGUAAAAUGUUCGUAUUGGAUGAGGCGGAUAAGUUACUGUCAUUAGACUUCGAAGAUAUGCUGGAUCGUCUCAUUAAACAUUUGCCGGAAAACCGACAAAUAAUGUUGCUGUCUGCAACGUUUCCCGUGGCGGUGGAAAAUUUUAAGAAUCGAUAUUUGAAAAAGCCUGUCAUCUUCAAUCUGAUGUCUGAACUGACACUGAAAGGGAUUAGCCAGUUUUACGCGUUUGUGCAAGAGAAACAAAAAGUGCAUUGCUUGAACACUCUCUUUUCCAAGCUGCAGAUCAAUCAAUGUAUUAUUUUCUGCAAUUCAUCGUCACGAGUGGAAUUAUUGGCUAAGAAAAUUACUGAACUGGGGUAUUCUGCGUAUUUCAUCCAUGCUCGCAUGCCUCAACAGCACCGAAAUCGAGUCUUCCAUGACUUCCGCACUGGCGCUUGUCGCAAUCUAGUUUGCACAGAUCUGUUCACUCGUGGCAUUGACAUCCAGGCGGUUAACGUUGUCAUCAACUUUGACUUUCCGAGAAUGGCCGAAACUUACUUGCAUCGCAUCGGCCGUUCUGGACGAUUUGGACAUCUGGGUAUUGCCAUCAACCUGAUCACCUUUGACGAUCGUGACAAUUUACAUCGCAUUGAAAAAGAACUGGCUACUGAUAUUAAGCCCAUUCCAAAGGAAAUCGAUAAGCGGCUGUAUGUGGCCGAAUUCCAGCAGGGCAACGCUAAGGAAAUCCAGGAAGCCGUCGCCGCGGACGAAGCCGCCGCCGCCGCUAAGGCGGCUGCUGCUGCUGCCGUGCCUAAUAGCAGCGGUGCCACUACUGCACCCAUUCCACCGGGUGCACCGUCACCACAGGCAGUUGGCGCGAAAAGCGGAGUGGCACCGGCUAUGCCGAGUGCGUUUGUGCGUCCUCCGGUCGGCGGAGUGGCUAUGCGUCCCGUAGUCAAUCGGGGAUCACCUACUCAAGCGGGAAAAGGACAAGUGUAGAUCAUAAUGCGGAAUGGUCAAUCCAUCUUAUUGUGUCUUGUCGAGUUGUAUUUUGUUUUGUUUUGAUAAUGGGCAGUUUAUACAUCGGUUGCGAUCGACCCAUUACAGUUAGCAUCAUCGUUACUUCAGUUUUUGUUUCGUAACUGGUCUUGUGUAUUUCGAUGCGUUGUUAGCUUCUCUUUCCAUCCUUGUAUUGAGAGCUUUACUGUGGACGUUAAGUUGCCUGCACCAGUGGACACUUUUCCAUAGAUCGUUUGUUAAUGCGUUCGUCGCUUUUAAUGUCUGAUUACGUAAUUUGCUAGACCGUAGAAAAGGGAAUUAAAAAAGUGCAGUGCAUC
Molecule: messenger RNA, 2660 nt
Organism: Paramacrobiotus metropolitanus
Lineage: Eukaryota; Metazoa; Tardigrada; Eutardigrada; Parachela; Macrobiotidae
Product: ATP-dependent RNA helicase cgh-1-like
Exons: 13
Coding region: 553-2322 (589 amino acids)
Biological process (GO): cytoplasmic stress granule assembly; P-body assembly
Cellular component (GO): P-body; cytoplasmic stress granule
Molecular function (GO): ATP binding; RNA helicase activity; mRNA binding
Source: RefSeq, a predicted model, not a curated record